Molecule: messenger RNA, 2288 nt
Organism: Siniperca chuatsi (mandarin fish)
Lineage: Eukaryota; Metazoa; Chordata; Actinopteri; Centrarchiformes; Sinipercidae
Product: NLR family CARD domain-containing protein 3-like
Source: RefSeq, a predicted model, not a curated record
GUGAAAGUGAAAGUGAAAGUCAGUUCAGACCUGUUUUUUUUACAGUCUGUGGAUCAGACUCCAUUUUGAGUCGACAGAGCAGAAGGCCACUGAAGGCCGAGGCAGGACUGACUGAUGUCCAGAAGAUGAGUGUUCGUGUGGAGGAAGAGGAGGACAGAGCAGAGUCUCCAGGAUCCAGCUGUCGGUCCUUGAAGAGUGACUGUUCCAAAGAGGAACCUCCAUUCUUCAGUGAUGAACCUGGACCCUCAGACACAAAAGAGAGGAAGAGGAGUCAUGUUUCUGUGGAGGAGCAGCCGUCCUGCUGUGCUUUGUGUCUGGACGUCCUGAAGGAUCCGGUCUCUACCAGCUGUGGACACUGGUUCUGCAGACGGUGCAUCACCUCAUACUGGGACCAGUCUGCUUCAUCAGGAGACUCCUCCUGUCCCCAGUGCAAGGUAAGAUCCAGAACAAGACCUGGACUGCAGACAGCCAGUCAGACCAGCACUGUACAAAUGAGUGGUGGUCUGCAGGAGGUUUUAGAUGAACAUAAGAUCAGUCUGAGGAGGAGAUGUGAACGUGUGACUGAAGGAAGUGAUGAAACAGGAAGUGGAACCCUCCUCAACCGGAUCUACACUGAGCUCUACAUCACAGAGGGACAGAGCAAAGAGGUUAAUACCCAACAUGAAGUGAGGCAGCUUGAGACAGCUUCCAAGAAGAAGACCCUCCAUGACACUCCAAUCAAGUGCCACGACAUCUUUAAAGCCUUGCCCGGCCAACAGGGACACAUCAGAGUCGUUCUGACGAACGGCGUCGCUGGCGUUGGAAAAACCUUCUCGGUGCAGAAGUUCACUCUGGACUGGACAGAGGGCUUGGAAAACCAAGACGUCAGUCUGCUGAUUCUGCUUUCGUUCAGGGAGCUGAACCUGAUCAGAGAUGAGUGGUACAGUCUUCUCCAGCUGCUCCAUGUUUUCCAUCCAACAUUACAGAAGGUCACAGCAGAGAAGCUCGCUGUCUGUAAACUUCUGUUCAUCUUUGACGGCCUGGAUGAAAGCAGACUUUCAUUGGAUUUCAAGAACAGGAAGGUCGUGUCUGAUGUCACACAGAAGUCAUCAGUCAACGUGCUGCUGACAAACCUCAUUGAGGGGAAUCUGCUUCCAUCGGCUCUCGUCUGGAUCACUUCCCGACCUGCAGCAGCCAAUCAGAUCCCUCCUUCAUGUGUUGGCAGGGUAACAGAAGUACGAGGCUUCACUGACGCCCAGAAGGAGGAGUACUUCAGGAGGAGAGUCAGUGAUGAAGAGCUGUCCAGCAGAAUCAUCUCACACAUCAAAACAUCCAGGAGCCUCCACAUCAUGUGUCUAAUCCCAGUCUUCUGCUGGAUCACUGCUACAGUUCUGGAGCACAUGUUGACUACAGACCAGAGAGGAGAGCUGCCCAAGACCCUGACUGACAUGUACUCACACUUCCUGCUGGUUCAGACAAAGAGGAAGAAGCAGAAGUACGAUGAGGGUCAUGAGACGAGUCCACAGGAGCUGAUGGAGGCUGACAGGAAGGUUCUUCUGAAGCUGGGGAGGCUGGCGUUUGAACAGCUGGAGAAAGGAAACAUCAUGUUCUACCAAGAAGACCUGGAGCAGUGUGGUCUGGAUGUCUCAGAGGCCUCGGUGUACUCAGGAGUUUGUACAGAGAUCUUCAAAAGAGAGAGUGUGAUCUUCCAGAAAACAGUCUACUGCUUUGUUCAUCUGAGCGUUCAGGAGUUUCUGGCUGCAGUCUACAUGUUCCACUGUUACACCAACAGCAACACAGAGGCACUGGAGGCUUUUCUGGGAGAAAAACACGUUGAUUCAACCCUGGAUGUCUUCCUGAUGGGAGCAAUGGAGAAAUCCCUGAGGAGUGAAAAUGGCCACCUGGACCUGUUUGUCCGCUUCCUUCAUGGCCUCUCUCUGGAGUCCAACCAGAGACUCUUAGGAGGCCUGCUGGGUCGGACAGACAACAGUCCUGAAAUCAUCCAGAGCGCCGUCAACAACCUGAAGGAGAAGAACAUGUAUGAUGUCUCUCCUGACAGAAGCAUCAACAUCUUCCACUGUCUGACGGAGAUGAACGACCACUCAGUCCAUCAGGAGAUCCAAGAGUUCCUGAAGUCAGAGAACAGAUCAGAGAAGGAACUCUCUGAGAUCCACUGCUCAGCUCUGGCCUACAUGCUGCAGAUGUCAGAGGAGGUUCUGGAUGAGUUGGACCUGGAGACAUACAACACAUCAGAGGAGGGACGACGGAGACUGAUUCCAGCUGUGAGGAACUGCAGAAAGGCUGUGUAA